Molecule: messenger RNA, 759 nt
Organism: Papaver somniferum (opium poppy)
Lineage: Eukaryota; Viridiplantae; Streptophyta; Magnoliopsida; Ranunculales; Papaveraceae
Exons: 4
Coding region: 231-548 (105 amino acids)
Cellular component (GO): EKC/KEOPS complex
Source: RefSeq, a predicted model, not a curated record
GUAUCCAAACGCUCUAUACAAAUCCAUGGACCAAAGGUGAAGAAAGUCGUUCCGAAAAAAGAAGCCACUCUCCGAAACCUCCUUCUCCAAAAUUUCUUCUUUAACAGUGAAAAGUUCUUCCCCUGUAUACCAAAUCCCUAAAACCCUAGUAAACCCCCUGACAAUCUCUGCCAGUUAUCCUCACGGUCUCACUCUUCUUCUCCUUCUUCUUUCUGGUUUUGUUUUGAGAGAUGUCUGCAUCUAUCUAUGCUGUUGCGGCUACAGCCGAUGAACAAACUCUUCCUUCUCCAUGGCAGUUCAGCUGUGAUUUGGAAGUGAAUUAUGGGUCUGAUGAGAAUGCUUCCAUAGUAUGUGCAGCAAUAGCUGUUGAUGCCGAGUUGCAACCUGACAAAGUGAGAAGGUUGAUGACUGUGAAUGAUGGAAAACUUUCAGUACAUUUUGAGGCAGUCGAAGCAAGGUUUCUGCGAGCAUCAUACAGUUCAUUUGUUGACGUUCUUACACUUGCAACAAAAACUAUCGAAGAAUUUGGGCCAGGAAUGCAGUUGUGAUAAUAGUGAUGUAAAACUGUCGAUUUUUCCCUUCAAAGCUGCAAAGCUGAUUUUUCAGGACUCAUGUUUGUGAACUACGUAAUUUUCUAGCAGUAACUUUCUCAUAUUUGUGCCAGUUAAGAAAUUUGUAUAAGAUUUGCUCAAAUUGCUUAACAUCAUUAGUGCUUCUUGAGUUUCUCAAUUGUAUUGCAUCAGUUUCUCUAGUAUGUCA